Messenger RNA from Lates calcarifer (barramundi perch), 4946 nucleotides. It is a transcript of the gene fam163b, whose product is annotated as protein FAM163B. The coding region runs from base 863 to 1399 and encodes 178 amino acids. Lineage: Eukaryota; Metazoa; Chordata; Actinopteri; Centropomidae. The transcript has 3 exons. The record is from RefSeq and is a predicted model, not a curated record.
AUAUCUUGUUGAAUAAAAAUAUUUCACUAGAAAUUCAGAGGGAGAAUCAACUGAUCAAAUAUUCAAUAUCGAACACGCACCUCACCUCUAACAGGAGGAAGUCACUUGAUUGAUUAAAAGUGAAACUGACCCCGGUACAGCUUUAAAGAGACCUGCAUGCAUCCUUCAGGUAUUUUUUGCAGCGCGCGCUGCUGUGACGCGCGGUCACAUCGCGUCAGGUCAGCAUCGGAAAUGAAUGCGCUGCAACACAGACAGGAUGAGACCGGAUCCGGUGUGCACAACAUACAUCCACAAUUAAUUAUAACCGGAGCUUUCCUCUGAGCAGCAGCUCGUCCUCCUGCGGUCACCCUGCCGCUCUGUGGAUCUGUUUCCUGCAUUUUCAAGGUGUUUUGGGGCCGAAGUCAAGAGAACCUGGAGCCCGGAGAGGGAAUAUUUACAAGAAGAUUUGUGGAUUAUAUAGAAUUAGAAAGCGUUUGGGGCAGAGAGCUGCAGUCAAAUUAAUGGAAAAUUAAUUAGACGAAGUGAGAAAACAGUUUCUCGUUGAGAAAGUUUUGUCAAAUUCUCUCGUCAACUAAUUCGCGUUCCGCAGCUCUCCAUCUGCGGAGCGAAGUUCAGACUGAAAUUACAGAGGAAAUGUGAAGUUUUCUCCUCAUUCAUGCACCGAGUCAGAUCUCUGCUUCAGAUGUGUGUGUGGAUGUAAAACGCUGCAGGUUUGGUUUCACCUCUCAAAGCUGAAACUCGACCCUCCUGCCCCUCACCUCUGCCCGCAAACCGGGGGCGCCCCGAGCUGGAGGUGCCGCGGGAGACGCCAUGGGACGAUCCAAAUACUAAUGUGAUGGGCUGUUGAUGGAGAGGAUUUCGAAUGUCAGCCGGGACAGUGGUCAUCGCAGGAGGAAUUCUGGCUACAGUCAUCUUACUGACCAUCGUCGCUGUACUGUGUUUAUGUAGGUUGCAGUAUUACUGCUGUAAGAGGGAGGAGUCUGAGAAGGGGGAAGAGGAGGAACCAGAGCUCGCCACCAUGUCGCCGUCCCGCCCCCUGGCUCUGUCCGCUCCUCCUACGCCUCCGACGCCGGAGCACUACAGCGAUGAGCCCGAGAGCUACCCUCCCACCUUCCUCACUGAGGCCAACGGGCCGGCCAGCUUCUCCCCCACCCCUCCACCACGCAGGUGCCAGCGCUCGCAUGCCUUCUGCCCGUCCUGCGCCCGCUGUUCGCUGCCCUUCUAUCUGCAGCACCCAGAGAGGCUGUGCAACGGCGGGCGCAGGAUCAGCUACAGGACUGUGCAGCAGCAGGACCUGGAACUGCCCAUGGACCUGGCCAGCUUCUACCAGAAGCUCAACCUCAUCCGCUCUGUCACCAUGAGGGAGGUGGUCACCCACAGUGUCAGCACCGACGUCUAGGAGGAGGCAGGGUGGAGCAGGGCCGCCCUGCUGCUGACUGCAGACACACUAACUUAGUCUGGCUGUGGUCGCAGCAUUAACACCGGACUGAACUGAUAAAUGACAACACUGAGGGCUUUUACAUGACAGCCAUGAUGGAGGUCAACUUCUCUAAAGCAACUGUUUCUGAACACAAAAUGUUUCUGACGAACUUGAACAGAACAAUUUUUGUCAGUUAUAACUUAAAACUGAUCAUUUUGACCAGUAUGUCUGAUUUUGUGUUCAAGCUAGUUAAUUAACUGAUCAAUAUAUGUGUGUGUCAAAGUAUAAACAAGACGAUUUUCAAUUUGAGCUUUUAUCAGUAAGUUUCACACAGAUUUUUCUUUAGUUUGAACGCACCACACAUGAGAUAGAAAUGGAGGUAAAAACCCUAAAUAAACAGACUGAUGGAGUUAGCUUGCUAGCUAACAGUUUGAUCAGGUUCAACUGAAUCUCUUUUUUUAAAGGAUAAGUCUGGUCUUACUGUCAACAAAUCCCAGGUGAGAUCUAAAACCGAGAAGCCUGAUAUAUGAACACACUCACUAGUUUAUUUUGACUCAGUCCCACGUGCACCAUCCUGCUGCCCCUAAUACUGACUAGAACACCAAACGUGUAUUAAUCCGCCGCUGAAAAUAGUCCCCAACAAAUGCAACAUUUCCUCCUGUUUGAGUAAUGUCUCUUAAAAGCCUUCAGCAUAGACCAAUGGGCUUGGAGCUGAGAGCCACAGACACAGUGGGGAAGUCAGAACUAACACUUUGUUGGUUUGUUUUUUUCCUUGGGAUUUGUUGACAGUAAAUUAUUGAAUAACACCAACCUUAUCCUUGAAGCUCCAAAUCAUGAGCAUCUGGGGAGGAAAUAAAACAAGUCAGUAGCUUCCAGUCGGAGACCAAUUUAUCAGAUUGUCACUGACUUUCACCUACAGUCACAAAAAGUUCAGUUUCCUGUGUUUCCACUGUUUUGAAAUAUAUCCUGUGUGAAAAUCCAGUUCUCCAGCAGAGCAGUUUACUCACUCUACCACCUCACUGUGGUUUAACCACACAGAUAUGCAGACAUGUUUUUUGUGUGUGUGCUUGUUAGUGUAGCAGAAACUGUACAGAGUGUCCAAUAACUGUAAAACUUCACAUUUCUUUCUUUCAUGAUGGAGUUCCCUCACUUAUCACAAUCCAGUACUUUCCCAUACUGAACUUUAUCAUCUCUUUAUUUAGGCUGACGUCUCUGCACAGUCACGGUGAACCUGCACCGAUGUUCUUACUCAGAGUCGAGAUCUAAUCAGACAAACUAAUUGAAAACACCUGUGUAGGUCUGCAGAGCCCUUAAAGAUAAAAAACAGCUCCCAUCAACAGUUCAGUUUAGAGCUUUUAGGGGAAGAAACAAAUUUGUUUUUAAGGCAUUACUUAAAAUUUAGAUUUAAAAUUCUGCAACAACAGAAAGCAGAUGAAAUGGAGGGUGUGGUGUGACAAAAUAAGUGUACUCAGUGUAUAACUGCAAAUUACAAGAAUUUAAUUAUUGACAAAAAGGUGAAUUGUUAUUUUCAAACUUAAAUUUUGACAAACUUAAACCCACAAAUGAUUUCAUCUCAUUUUUUUAAAAUUCAAUCUUUAUGUGAAAUUUAGUUCUUGAGUUUGAGGAAUGAACUUUAACUUGGUGACCUUUGAACUCUUUCUCCCAUAAACUUUAAUAGCAUACGUUUGAUGUGAAGACUUUUUAUUGAUAUCAAGAACUGACUGGAUGAUACCUGAUUACCUUGUUAUAAGUAAACAUACAUAUAUGCUCAAACUCCCUCUCACAGAGUUUCUGGUUGACUCAUGUUUGUGUUCACUUGUGUAGAUUUAUCAGCACGGGGCUGCACUUUUUACGUUCUGUUUUUGAUUUUACAUCAGACAGUGAAGUGCUGAGUGGUGAUUCUGUCGGGAUGUGACUUUUUCAGUUUGUGAAUUCUUGUUUGUCUGCAGAGCGUCAUGGCGCAGAAAACAAACUGAAAUUUAAAGGGCUUUUCUGAAGCAUUCAACGAUCCAACGACUGUGAUUUCUGAAAGACAACAAGACAAAGACAAAGACAUCCUGCUGUAGAUCGAUGCUGUACUGUAAACCAGGAGUUUGACUCCAACAUGAGACACAGAGCAUUUAAGAAAAAUCAAACUAAAUAAUAAAGUCACACACUUUGGUAUUUCUUAAAGCAACAUUAUGUAACUGUUGUGAGUGGAACCACACAGCUGGAGCUCGAGUCAAGAGAUUGAAUAAUCUUUGUUCUAUGUUACAUGAAAACCGCUCGGACUCAGAGCCCAGCUGAGGUAGUUCCCGCUCGGGUCUGCAGAGGGUGCUGCUGCUCAGCCAGAGUUACGUCUUGUUGCUUUAGUGAUGGGACAGUAGAUGAGUGUUUGAUAUAUUUUACAAACUUCACAUCAGGAGGGAAAACAGCUGAACUCCUGUGCUGUGUCUCACUUCUCAUACUUCCACACUCACACUCGCUAUUGGAAGCAUUCAGUGAACUAUAAGCACGAGGAUGGUGACUCAGAAUGGUCAAAAAGUUGACUGUGAUAUGCUGGAUACUCGUCAUCUUGGCUGCAGGAAGAGACCACCAGCAUAUUUUCAAACUUGUGAGAAGCAGGAGAGAGGACGUGUUGUCUGUGCCGUGGUGUCCUAAUGUCUAUUUUGUGUUAAACGGUGCACAUGCAAGAGUAAAACUUUUGAAACUUUUAUUUGUCUAAUUAAGUGAGCAAAGCAGCUGCCGCAUAUUUUGACAGGUUACAGUCACAUGUUGCUAUCAUCAUCACACGAUCCUGUUGAAAUUCACGCACUACACCGGUGAGUAUACUGUGUACACAGUGUACUACUUGUCAGAAGUAUCUGAUUGGAGACACAGCACAGGAGAGUUUUCCUUCAGUCACAAAAUAAACAUCCAGCGAACGUGUUCUGGAAUAAAACUCUUCAUAAGCUCAGUUUAUUCUGGUCGUCCCACUAAAACGAGUCUCUGGUGUUUCUUCUGUUGUGUGAUUUGUCCCUGUGUGUGUUUGAUCAAAGUGUGUGAAGCCUCAGGUAGUAAGACUUAGUGAUGAUCUAACAUUGUUGAUGAGUGUAUUAGACGGAUGAACGAGUGCACAACCUGCAAUCGUGUUGCUUCCACUUUGUCCUGUUUGUAAAAUAGAGGCUGAAUGCAAUACUCAAGUUUGUCGCUGUAUGUUGCAUCAAUAAAAGACAUGAGCUCAUGUGGUUAAAGUUAACUACAUCUCAUUUCCUGUCAACAUACAGAAUAAAGCCAAUUCUGCAUCAGUGACUUCGAGUCUCAUACUCCCUGCACCAAAGUAGUAUAGUAAUCGGUGCACAGCCAUAGUUGGGGUUAAGAUUUGCUUGGCUUUGUUCAGGGUGAAGUGUUUGGAAUAGAAAUUUCUGUCCUGUUGAUGAAUAAAGCCUCUGACGUGAUCCGUUCUGGACGUUCGGGGAGAUGAAGCUGCAGAUUCAACCAGAGUGAAGAUUCAUUGUUCAGUGAGUGUAUCCUGACAUCAAGUCUUCAGCCUCUUUUUUUGUUUUUG